CCCGCCACGGACGGCCGCGCCAUGGCCGGCGCUCCGCCGCCGCCACCUCUGCCGCUGCUGCUGGUGCUGCUGCUGGGCGCGGCCCGCGCGGCGGGAGAUGAGACCUCCACAGGGUCUCCAGCGCUUACGGCCAGAACUGCCACUGCGGAAGGGGCAGACCAGAUCUUCGAGCCUGCCUACAGCCUGCCGUCCCAGAGCGAGUCAGCUGCCGUCCAGCCGGUUGUGGGGAUCGGCCAGAGAGUCAAAAUGCGAUCCAGCGAAAAGAAGGACCUGGGCACCCUGGGUUACGUGCUGGGGCUCAUCAUGGUAGUGAUCAUUAUUGGCAUUGGAGCAGGAAUCGUCGUGGGCUACGUCUACAAGAGGGGGAGAGAUCUGAAGAUGGUACACGAGCAGAAGGCUGAUGAGCGAGAGAUGCAGCGGAUCACAUUGCCACUGUCGGCCUUCUCUAAUCCAGCCUGUGAGCUUGUGGAUGAGAAUGCUGUGGUGGUGCACACCAGCCAGACCCCCGUGGAGGAAGUGCACGGUGGUGACGUGCCCCUGAUGGGCCAAGCAGGCACCCCUGGAGCUUGAGGAGGGGGCCCAAGAGACAUGCCCUGCUUGGGUCUCCCGAGGCAAAGGCCUCUCCUCCCCAUUCGACGUGAGAGUUCAUUUCUAUUUUAUCUUUUCUUGUUUGAGGAGGAAUAAGGUGCCUGGGCACAGACAAGAUGCCCAAGAUGUGGAAGAAGUAGCUCAUCUGUGGUCCCGUUACUGGGGUUGCGUCUCAAGCCAUGUGAGUCCACAUCAACGGUAGGACUUUCAUCCUAAGUGAAGCUGCACCAUUGAUCUUCUGUGGAUCAUGUGGACUUGCUCUAGUGAGGAUCUGGGGCAGCAUCAAGUGCGGAUGGUUUUCACCAUUCAUGGUGUCUGCAAGUUCCUUUAAGUGCAGGGCUGUGUAAUGGGUGUGAGCUCUUUUUUUUAAGAGUCAGUAUUUGAACAUUUGAAUGUAGGUUUUAUUUUAUGCACAAGUUGACUGCUGUUGCUUGGGAAGCAGUGUUGCAGCCCCUUAGUUAGUAAGAACUUCCUCUCCAAAAGACAGUCCAGGAGAAAGCUUGCCAAAUGCUCUGGGUUGGCUUUUCUGACCAGGGCACAGGAGCUGAACCUUCUGCAAAGAGGCUUCUCUCCCGGGGGGCUCAGUUCUUUGAGACCACGGGCAACUUCUGCUGUGCCUGCAACUGAGAAAUACAGGCUGCGGUGCUCGACAGCCUGCUCUGGAUCUCUGGUAUCACCUUCUAGAGUGGAGACAGAUGAGCUCCCCUCCCUGCACCUUGGGACCCAAAAUGCACCUCAGGGUUUGGCAGGAAUGGAGAAACGAGGGCCAAAGAGUUCAGGCUCAUUUCCGGCUUUCCAAAGGCGUAUGUCAAGGAACUAGGUGUUGAAGGUUACGUUUAUCCUAAAACCAGGAAGUGUUGCCCUGGAAGUGGAACAGUGCCAAGACUGAGCUAGAUGGGCGUGUCAGGAGCCCACCCACGUAUGGUGGUGCAAGUAACUCGGGCUUUCCAUGAAGCUUGGCCAGGCCUUCUCUGCCUGAGCAUAGCAGAGAUGCUGGCGGCUCAGAAGCAAAAUGGAAUUCUCCCAGAAGAGCUUUUUUGUCGGGCUGAACGCAUGCACACAUCUGUUCUGCAGCAAGGACAAACUCCAGCCAUAAAAAAAGCAAACACCUUUCACAGGACUCCAGCUGCCUAGGGUGGAGAUUCCACGUAAGUCAUGUUUAUGCAAAUUAGAAAAGAAUUUUAAAAACAUGUCUUAAAUGCUUUUGGAUACCAUUUCUUUGUAAGUGUUUUAAAUACCUCAUGAUUAUAAAAUAAAACUAUUCAGGUUGUGAGUAG
Varanus komodoensis (Komodo dragon) is the source of this 1865-nucleotide messenger RNA. It is a transcript of the gene PIK3IP1, whose product is annotated as phosphoinositide-3-kinase interacting protein 1. The transcript is spliced from 4 exons. Lineage: Eukaryota; Metazoa; Chordata; Lepidosauria; Squamata; Varanidae. The record is from RefSeq and is a predicted model, not a curated record. Bases 22 to 570 code for a protein of 182 amino acids.